AUCGGGCACGCGAGCAGCGUUCCCGAUGGGAGUAGCCCCCGAGGCUACAGCCAAGGACUUGUACUUGGGUGUAGGCUCCACGCCUUAUGCCGCUAUAUUUUCUUUUAUCUCCCGAAGUUUUAUAAUUUCUCGGGUGCGCGAACAGCGCUCCCAAUAGGAGUAGCCCCCGAGGCUAUGAACAAAUAUUUGUAUUUGGUCAUAGGCUCACGCCAUUUCUAUCUUGUCAUUCUGGAUCUUUUCCUUUUUUCCAAAGUAGCCCCCGAGCAUUUGAUCAAAAACUUGUAUUUGAUCAAAGGCCCAGCAUUAUUUUUCCGUGUCGCCUUUUAUGAAGCUGUUGAGUCGAAUUUUUUCUUCUGCCAAGGUGACGUUAUUGCUGACGAUAGCCACGAUUGCUAGUCAGAAAUUUGCGACAAGUCUUUUCUCACUGCCAUGCGGGCCCAAUUGAUCCACUAUCGUGACACGUCGUGCAAGUGGGGGACACACGUCCUCCGCUUUUUCUGGCGCACGCACCGUAACUUCCCCAACGUUGAAUUACUUUUUUACCCUUGUUGCCACGUGGCUAUCAUCUGUCACACAUUUUCCUUAUCCAACGGUUCGUCGUUUCACCGCACCCCUAUAUAAGAUCGUCUUCUUCCUCCUUGAGCACUUCCGCUCGCGCCGUCCUCCUUCUCUCAUCUGCAAAUUUCCUCCUGCGAUCCACAACCUCCUAAGCUCCUCGCCUCCAAGCUGCAAAUCCUGCGCCAUUGUUGAUGCCACCUCGUCGAUUGACAAGGCACAGUACGCCGGAGUCCUCCAUGGCCGCCGUGGAUCUUGGGGCGGCGGAGUGGGAAAGAUCGAAGAUUUCCACUCAAGACAUCAACAUGCUCAAAAAGCUGGGGAUCAGCAAGAAACCCAAGGCACCGUGCUUCCCCAGUGAGGAAAGCUACCCAACCCCUCCAAUGGGGUACCGGGUAAGUUUUGUCGACCACCUCAUCCGCGGUCUUUCCGCCCCCAUUCAUCCUUUUCUCCGUGGACUUCUUUUUAUCUACGGUCUGCAACUCCAGCACCUCACGCCAAAUUCAAUCCUCCAUAUCUCCAUUUUCAUCACUUUGUGCGAGGCCUUCCUUGGCGUCCAGCCUAACUGGGCGCUAUGGAAGCGCAUUUUCUUCUGCCGCCGUAAUGGCUCGCCCAAUGUCGCCUAUAAUAUAGGCGGCGUUGUAAUUUCUGUUCGGCCCACUGUCGACUACUUCGACGUCAAGCUUCCUGACUCAGUUCAAGGAUGGCGCAAGAAGUGGUUGUACAUUCAGGAGGAGAACCAUGGAUGUGCGGAGGACAACAUCCCUCCUUUUGAUGGCGCCGAGAAAAUCUUUCGCCGCCGCUCCUGGGACGCGGAGGUCACCGAAGAAGAAAGGGCGUCGACAGAAACCUUGAUGGCUCGUAUCCACGAGUUGCAAAAUACUCGCGGCAAAGAGUUAUCGGGUGUCCAAAUCACUGCAUACUUUCUUAGGACUAGAGUGCAGCCGCUUCAGGCUCGCAAAUAUCCUCUCUGGAAAUAUGCCGGCGACAAGGACGUAGAUCGGCUGUCGGUGAAUUUGGAGGUCAAGGAUUUAGAAAAACUUGUCCGAAAAAUUUCAUCUCUCAGCAAAAAAGAUGCUAUCCCUUCUUCUUGCCGUGUGACACCAUUCAGCGCCGCCAAUCCACUUUCCAAGAAUCAUCCAGACCUUGUCUCACUUCCUCCUCUUCCUGAAGGUGGAGAAGUCGAAGAAAGGGCCAUUGUCACUGAUGACAAUCAAGAAGCUCCGUCUUUUGUGAAUGAACCCGUGGAUUCUCGAAAAUCUGCGGGAUCUUCCGAAGGCACUGCGUCGGCACUAUCUCCUCCUCCCGCUGUUUCUCCAAAAGGCAAAAGGAAGAGGAAUGACGUCGAAGAUUCCGGCACUUCCAAAGCCGAAGAAGUUGAUCCUUCACGUCAGAAGGCAACUUAUGAUCCUUAUCUUGAAUCCCUCGUCAGCUCCGAUGAUGAGGAAGAAGUACCAACUUUUGACGUGGCUCCGCGGACGAGCACGUCACAUACUUUACUUGUCUCGGAUACGCCAGUUGAAGGAGAAGAAUCUUCGCCUCCUCAACAAAACGUCGUCACCACUACUCCGCCUUCAAGCCCCCUUGCUCCUUCACCAAAAAGGACAAGGAUUGAAACGAUCAUUGAGCCUGCCCCUCAAUUGGGUAGCUCUUCUACUCCGCUCUUGGAUGAUCCCAUGAUCAAAGAGCUUAUUCGCAUCGGAUCCCAAUUCAUUGGGUACCGUGAGUAUGCCAGCAGAACUGAAGAGAAACUUGCAGAGGCCAACAAGCUUGCCGACACUCUUGCUCAAAAACUGGAGCAAAGUGAAGCGGCCCGCAAGAAAGCCGAACUUGUUGCUAGCGAAGCCAAAGCGGAGGCUAAUGAAGCCAAGGCAAAAGCUGCUAGUGUCGAGGAACUGCAGAAGAGACUUGAGGAUACUGAAACUGCUUUAAACGAGCACAAAGCCGCACAGGCUACUCGUGAAAAGGGGAUCCUCAAGCGCCUGAAUUCGCAAAAUCGGCGCUUCCAAGGCCAAACAAACCAAGAGUUUGAUCUGGAGAAUCCCGACAAUGAUCCUCUCCUUGACGCACUUUCUUAUUUGGAGUUUCAUGGAUCCGAAAUUCGUGAAGGCGUGGUGAAUGCUGACGCAGGAUUGUCGAAGCUAUUCCCCUACUUCUUCCCGAAGAAAGAGGAGCCCAAGACUUUCCUUGCCCUUGCCCAGAGCUUCAAUCCAUCAGAGGACCUUGGGCUGAAAAUGCGCCAGGAGAACAUGAAGAUUGCUGUCGAGAGCACUGUUGCCUUGGUCGCUGACAGCCAACAAACUGUUGACUGGAUGAAGGUUGGCGACACCGAGCAGAUAGAGCAAACAAAAUGGCGGUCUUUGAUCAAGGCAGCCAAGCCCAAUACGAAGAAAAUUCUGGCCUAUCUCGGGAUCAAGCCAUCUUCAACUCCUAGCUCAUCGAGGCCGGAGGUCUAGUUGCAUGCCUCUUUGUUUUUUGCUUUCUCUGUCUCUUUUGCCCUUGUCGCCAAUUUAGCUGUGGCGACAAUUAUCCUGGUAGUCCUUUUGGAGAAACUUCUUUUGUAAUGUCUAUGUAAAUUUUUCUAGAAAUUAAUGAAAUUCCU
Molecule: messenger RNA, 3157 nt
Organism: Lolium perenne
Lineage: Eukaryota; Viridiplantae; Streptophyta; Magnoliopsida; Poales; Poaceae
Source: RefSeq, a predicted model, not a curated record